Messenger RNA from Ceratotherium simum simum (southern white rhinoceros), 1521 nucleotides. RefSeq names its product C-X-C motif chemokine 6. Gene Ontology annotation, molecular function: chemokine activity. NCBI's taxonomy places the organism in Eukaryota, Metazoa, Chordata, Mammalia, Perissodactyla, Rhinocerotidae. The record is from RefSeq and is a predicted model, not a curated record. Gene Ontology annotation, cellular component: extracellular region. Gene Ontology annotation, biological process: defense response; chemotaxis; immune response.
UUCAAAUCUCCGCGCCUCCUCCCGCCUCCUGAACCCGCGCCCUCUUGCCGCGCUCCCUUCGCCGCUAUGAGUCCCCUGUCCAGCCGCGCUGCCCGCCUCCCCAGCCCUUCAAGCUCGCUGUGCGCGCUGCUCGCGCUGCUGCUGCUGACGCCGCCAGGUCCCCUCGUCAGCGCUGGUCCUGUCGCGGCCGUAGUGGCAGAGCUGCGCUGCGUGUGUUUAACCAUCACACCUGGGAUUCAUCCCAGAAUGAUCAGUAGUCUGCAAGUGAUCGCCGUGGGACCGCAGUGCCCCAAGGUGGAAGUGAUAGCCACCUUGAAGAACAAGAAGGAAGUCUGUCUGGACCCAGAAGCCCCUUUGAUCAAGAAAUUCAUCCAGAAAACGUUGGACAGUGGAAACAAGAAAAAUUAAGAGAAAGGACCAUGCACUGGAAAAAUUGCCCGGUUCUUCAGCAGAGCAGUUUUCUGGGGAUCUCUGGAUUCAGUGAAGACAAGAACCAAAGGCUGAUUUUGCCAGCGAGUUAGGUUUCUUCAUGAAGUCCCCACUUUGAGACAGGGUUGGGAAGAGGGACCUAUGUUUGUCCCUGCAGCGUUCUGCUCAGCUUAUGAAGUAUUUAGCAUAGCAUUUCCUGCUAUUUAUUUGUUGCUAUUUUAUCUGCUAUGUUAUUGAAAUCUUUGGCAAUUGACUAAAUUGUGAGUCGAGAAUCACUGGUUGUUAAUCUUUCAGGUGACUAUUGUAUUUCUAGAAUAUAUUCCUCACAGUGUUACGGAAAAGGCUGCGGAUUUAACGUGAAUGAUAUUUCAUUAGAAUGCUGUAUAUGGAGAUACACUGUUAUCCUCAUUCUUCUCAUGAAACAGGAACUAUUUUGGUAUUGUUUAUUGGGGAACAUGUUAGAGAAUUUCCUUACUCUUCACUUUGGGAUACUAUUUAAGUUAUAUUGCAUUAGAAAGCUGGGUGUAUUGUAGAAUAUAGUAUAUAUCAUAUAUGUGUGGAAUAUAUUUCCUUAUUUCAAAUUUCUAAAUGUUUAGGUUCUAUAAGGACUAAUAUAUUCUUUUCUGAUAACUUUAGACAUUUGAUGUCUUCUUAGUAUGGCAUACUGUCAUGACUUACUCAUUAAACUUUGAUUUUAUAUGGUAUUUAUUGACUAUUUUAUUAUCAGUACUAUAAUUCUAGUCACUAAAUAUUAUGUUUUGGACAGAUGAAAAAGCUAGGAAAUAGGUAAAUUUCUUAUUUCUAGUUUUUCUAGAAAUGGAUUCUCUUAGUUUUUUAAGAAUAACAGCAAACUUAACAAUGAUCUGUACUCUGAAAGUUUUGAAAACAUAUUUGGGCUAUUUGAAUAUAAACUCAUCAUUUAGUUUUCAAAAAAAUACAUAGCAUUGCUAAUAUUUGUAGAUGCUUAUAGUGUAUCUUUUUAAAGUUUUGACCAUUUGUUAUAAAGAAUUAUAUAUGCAUCACAUUUACUAUGUUAAAAUUGCAUUGUUUAAUUGUGUAUGAUUGGUUUAUAGUACUUCUUUUGUUCUUUGG